AUGGCACAAAGAAAACACAUCUUCUGUAUUAUCAUUUUUCCAACUUAGAGUUGAAUUAUGUGCUAAUAAAAGUAUAUUCUUAGUGUCCUUCAUCAACUGCCAGCUGAAAUGUUCAAAAAAUGUCCUGGAAUACAAUAACAAACUUAAAAUAGCAUGUAGGUACAGUUUAUUGCUGUCCAUCCUGCCAGCAGGACUGGCAAGAGGGCAUUGAAUUGACUGGCUAUGAGGACAAUUUUACCUGCCUGUUUUGACCAUGUAGAGGAAAGUUCUUCUUACAAAGAAGUUCAGUUCAAAAAGAUGCCUACCUGACACUCAGGUGAAACCAGUUGCCUUCUUGCUGAAAAUUGUAUUGAAACCCCUGCUGUCAGCCAUUGCUUCUUUCUCAGAAGAGGAAAUUAAGCACCCCCAGCACCCCUCUCUGGACAGUUGCAUCAUUGCUUAUAAUCCAGCUAGUGCUGUUGCAAGUUUAAUGCGCAAUAGUCAGCCAGUCAUUUCAGUCAAUAUUAUUUCCUUAACAAAAUUAUAUGCACACUGACGACCAAAUGAUUGUUAUAACUUUAGUUUACGCCAGAUGAAGAUGUUCCCCUUAGUGAUGAUGAAGGCAUUGAGGAAGAAGAUGAAACUAGCAAAUCAGAGAUGGAGCUAGAGAUAAACAGGAGUGACGCAUCUGAAUUAGAUGAAACUGUGUUACUGGCAGAAGACAAUCUGGAGAGGUUCAAUAAUUACCAGCCCAGUCUUCACACUCUAACAGAACUCUUCCUGGGCAAUGGUGCAAGGCAGUUCUUUAAAGUGAUCAUACUUAUUAUGUUUAUUUCUGUCCUUGUCAAUUAUUCUCUUGCUGGCAGUAAAGCUUGUGCUCAACUUCUAAACCUCAAUGUGGGGUACCCACUGGCAGUGUUUGUGUGGAGCUGUGCCGUCCUGAUUAUUUUCCUUAAUUCUUCUGUUCUACCAUUUGUAUCAGUAGUAACAUUCCUUGGGGGAUGUCUGAUUCUUAUUGUAACUGUUUGGACUACUUUGCACAUAAAAAGCCAGUGGAGCAACAUUGAAAUUCUAGGUGACCUGAAACAUAUUGGUCAGCCUUUUGUCCUGGGUACUGUUGCAAUGGGUGCAGUUGUGAAUAUCCUUCCAGUACUUUUUGCAAAAGUUAAGCCUUCCAUUUCAGAGGUACGUGGAUUUUAUCGAUCUGUUAUUGCUGGGUUGUUGACUUGUGUGGCAGUCAUAAUUUUUUGGUGA
This is a messenger RNA of Orbicella faveolata, 1233 nucleotides long. RefSeq lists its product as uncharacterized. The record is from RefSeq and is a predicted model, not a curated record. Lineage: Eukaryota; Metazoa; Cnidaria; Anthozoa; Scleractinia; Merulinidae.